Messenger RNA from Peniophora sp. CBMAI 1063, 306 nucleotides. NCBI's taxonomy places the organism in Eukaryota, Fungi, Basidiomycota, Agaricomycetes, Russulales, Peniophoraceae. The record is from the annotation of a GenBank genome assembly.
AUGAAGGUCACAAUCAAGGAAUGGAAUGCUGUGGCCCAGUGGCAGUGGGAUACGGGCAAGAAAGAGGAUGAACCAGCAGAAGACGGGGAAGAGGACGUUUGCGGUAUAUGUCGUAAUCCGUUCGAGGGAUGUUGCCCAGCUUGCAAAGUUCCGGGCGACGACUGUCCUCUUAUUUGGGGGGAGUGUAGUCAUGUUUUCCAUAUGCACUGUCUGAUGAAGUGGAUCUCAACGGCAUCUUCUAAGCAACAAUGCCCCAUGGAUAGGCGGACAUGGGCAACGGCGGAACGCAAAGUCGCAACUUCCUGA